Messenger RNA from Caenorhabditis remanei, 1488 nucleotides. RefSeq lists its product as uncharacterized. Gene Ontology annotation, cellular component: cytoplasm; nucleus; ubiquitin ligase complex. Bases 1 to 1488 code for a protein of 495 amino acids. The transcript is spliced from 8 exons. Gene Ontology annotation, molecular function: ubiquitin conjugating enzyme binding; ubiquitin protein ligase activity; zinc ion binding. NCBI's taxonomy places the organism in Eukaryota, Metazoa, Nematoda, Chromadorea, Rhabditida, Rhabditidae. Gene Ontology annotation, biological process: positive regulation of proteasomal ubiquitin-dependent protein catabolic process; ubiquitin-dependent protein catabolic process; protein polyubiquitination. The record is from RefSeq and is a predicted model, not a curated record.
AUGAGCUACUCCGAUGACGAAAUAAACAUUGAUGAUAGCGAUACCGAUCAAGGAGAUAUAGGAGACGAGUGUAUCUCCGAUGACGACGGAAUAGCUCUAGAAAGUCAUGAUCAAAACAAUUCUGAAUAUAGAGAGAAUGCAGCACCAGAUAAUGAGGUUCUAAAUCACGAUUCACUGGAAGCAGAAAUGAAGAAAGCAAUAGGCGAUGUUCAAGCAGUUCUCCAAGUGAAAACCGGUGUUUGUCGUAUUCUUCUCCACAAGUAUAAAUGGAAUAAAGAAUCUCUGCUAGAAAGAUUUUACGAACAUCCUGAUACAACAACUUUUCUAAUUGAUGCUCAAGUUAUUCCACGUCAUACUCAAACAGUUCCACCCGGAGAAUCUGAAUGUGAUAUUUGUUGUAUGGUCAGCGGACUUUCGGGUCUUGCAUGCAACCAUCGAGCAUGUACUCCAUGUUGGAGAUCUUAUUUGACUAAUAAAAUCGUGGACGGAGGACAAAGUGAAAUCGAGUGUAUGGCUGCCAAUUGCAAGUUGUUGAUUGAAGAUGAAAAGGUGAUGCUCUACAUCAAAGAUCCAGAUGUUAUUGCUUCAUACCGUCGUUUAAUUGUUGCCAGCUACGUGGAAACUAACAGGUUGCUCAAAUGGUGCCCUGGAGUGGAUUGUGGAAAAGCUGUCAGGGUGGGUCACUGUGAACCUCGGCUUGUUGUCUGCUCUUGUGGCUCCCGCUUCUGUUUCUCAUGUGGAAAUGACUGGCAUGAACCAGUUAACUGUCGCCUCCUAAAACUGUGGAUGAAGAAGUGUAGUGAUGACUCUGAAACAUCGAAUUGGAUUAAUGCAAAUACAAAAGAAUGCCCGAAGUGUAUGAUUACAAUUGAGAAAGAUGGAGGAUGUAAUCAUAUGACAUGCAAGAAUACAGCUUGCCGUUUCGAAUUCUGUUGGAUGUGCCUUGGGCCAUGGGAACCUCAUGGUUCAUCAUGGUACAAUUGUAAUAGGUUCGAUGACUCAGUUGCGAAGACUGCUCGUGACGCUCAAGAAGUAUCUCGUGCUAAUCUUCAACGAUAUCUAUUCUACUACAAUCGUUAUAUGGGUCAUCAACAGAGUUUGAGAUUAGAAGGAAAGCUCUACGCCACUGUAAAAUCGAAAAUGGAGCAAAUGCAGACGCUGUCAAUGUCAUGGAUCGAAGUUCAAUUUCUUCGAAAAGCUGUCGAUGUCUUAUCAGAGUGUCGACGUACUCUUAUGUUCACAUACGCCUUCGCUUUCUAUCUGAAACGUGAUAACAACGCGAUCAUUUUUGAAACUAAUCAAAAAGAUCUCGAAAUGGAAACAGAACAGUUGUCCGGGUUUCUGGAACGCGAUUUGGACAAUGAGAAUCUUGUGACUCUCAAACAGAAGGUACAAGACAAGUACCGUUACGUGGAGCAUCGCCGGAAGAUUCUAUUAGAUCAUUGUGCCGAAGGAGCCGAACAAGAUAUCUGGGUAUUCAACGAGUAA